Messenger RNA from Saprolegnia parasitica CBS 223.65, 624 nucleotides. RefSeq lists its product as hypothetical. NCBI's taxonomy places the organism in Eukaryota, Oomycota, Saprolegniomycetes, Saprolegniales, Saprolegniaceae. Bases 160 to 624 code for a protein of 154 amino acids. The transcript has 2 exons. The record is from RefSeq and is a predicted model, not a curated record.
GCGCGCGGCGAGCUCAAGGAGCGACUCCUCAUCACGCGGUCACCGCUGCCAUCGCCCGUGCUGCGCCCGCUCCGCCUCUCGCGCAAGACGGGCUGUCUGUACAACCUCAGCGCGCUGGACGACCAUGCUGGGUUGCCGGCCUCCAAGCCAACCACCAAGAUGACACUCCACGCGGCCAUCUACCCGAGCAUGCUGUGCCCGCGCAGUGAGCCACGGGAGGUGCAGCUGGUUCCAUCCAUGGCCGCACCCGUGGCCGCGAAGACAGGUAUCCUCGUACUACCCGCCACGGCGUGGUGGGCAUCGGCGACCGAAGUGCGCGUCGUUCUUGAAGGCGGCCGCGUCGCGUGGGUACCUGUGACACCCUGCUUCGAACCCAUCGCAGCCGCGCGCACUCGGAACUUUGUGCUCACGCCGCGCACGGUCGUCUGUCGCAUGCCAGGCGGCCGCGCGCUUCAGCUGACGUCGGAACAUGGCGCAAGCGUCCACUUCCGCUGCCCAUCCGCGACGGCCUGCAAGGCGUGGGUCACCGCACUGACGCUUGCGAUCGCGGACGCGUCGCGGAUACAGCACGACCCGAUCGCCUCGGCGCCGAUCCGCAUCCUCCCGAGCAUGCGCAGCCGGUAG